CACUGUCAAUAGUGAGACCCACAUGGUGGGUAUAUAGGCAGGUGUAUUGUAGCUUAAUGCAACAGACUCAAAAUUUCAUUCAAGUUGAAAUAUCCCCUCUAUUUUGGGACGACUCUUUUCUAUACUCUAUCUAUUGCACGAAGCUCAACAUCUCAAGGGGACCAUGGUUAUGUUGAAGAUCUCCGCUUUCCUUGUUGCCUACGCUCUGAUUAUUUGCCAGAUGUACAGCUCUAAUGCAGCUCCUGCCAGGCCUGCACUGGAAUCAUCACCAGAUCGAACUACGCUUACCGACUACGAAGCGAGAAGAUUGCUUCACGCAAUUGUCAAAGAAUUCAUGCAGAUGACCGCAGAGGACAUGGAACAACAAGCUACUGAGGAAAACAGCCUGGGUAGACCCGUGUCCAAGCGCUGCUCCAGCCUCAGCACUUGCGUGCUGGGGAAACUGUCCCAGGAGCUGCACAAACUGCAGACGUAUCCACGCACCAAUGUAGGAGCGGGUACACCGGGCAAGAAGCGCAGCCUGGAAGAGAGUGAUGUGUUGGCUGGCUACGGAGAGGCGCUCAAUCGUGUCUAAUCGGCAGCGGCUGUAAACCCGUGCUUGGCCCUGAUAUGCGAGUGCAUGUGGAAGUUUGCUUGCCUGAUUGACUUGAAAGAACAUUUUUUUCUACUUUUUUUGGCAGAGUAGCAAAUCUCAGACAGACACUGUUCCACUAAUUUCAUAUAGUCACUGGAUCUAUUUGGGUUAUAUAACUGAUUCAUAAAAUCGGGGAGCUCUCAUUGGUAGAUAGGGUGUAACAACAAGCUUUUUUUAACCCACAGCAAAAUUCCUGUCUUGUAUGAUUUGACUUUGUUCUUGAUCUAAUAAAGAUAUUUUUAGAAGGA
Messenger RNA from Ctenopharyngodon idella (grass carp), 882 nucleotides. It is a transcript of the gene calca, whose product is annotated as calcitonin/calcitonin-related polypeptide, alpha. NCBI's taxonomy places the organism in Eukaryota, Metazoa, Chordata, Actinopteri, Cypriniformes, Xenocyprididae. Gene Ontology annotation, molecular function: calcitonin receptor binding; hormone activity. The record is from RefSeq and is a predicted model, not a curated record. Gene Ontology annotation, cellular component: extracellular region. The transcript is spliced from 4 exons. The coding region runs from base 164 to 574 and encodes 136 amino acids.